AUUUGUAGGACACAUUUUUCGGAAGACGCGUUGACAUAUUUGGUUUGUGUACGUGAUGGGUUUGUCGAAGCUUAGUAUUUCAGAUGUUGACCUCAAGGGAAAACGUGUUCUUAUUCGGUAAGAAUGAUUUUAGCUGAUUAGAGUUAAAUGGUCUAUAGAGUUGAUUUUAACGUCCCUAUGAAAGAUGGGAAAGUCACUAACACUCAAAGAAUAGCAGCUGCCAUACCAACUAUUAAAUAUGCUUUGGAUAAGGGGGCUAAAAGUGUCGUCUUAAUGUCUCAUUUAGGUCGGCCAGAUGGGCACAAAGUUGAUAAGUAUUCUCUAAAGCCUGUGUGCCCAGAAGUGUCAAAGUUGUUAGGCAAAGAAGUUACGUUCCUCAAUGAUUGUGUUGGGCCUGAAGUAGUCAACGCAUGUGCUAAUCCUGCUCCUGGAAGCGUUUUUUUGCUGGAGAAUCUUCGCUUCCACGUUGAAGAAGAAGGAAAAGGUGUCUCACCCACCGGCGAAAAAACAAAAGCCACUGCUGACCAAAUCAAGGCUUUCAGUGAAAGUCUAACAAAACUUGGUGAUGUCUACGUCAACGAUGCCUUUGGGACGGCACAUAGAGCUCAUGCUUCUAUGGUCGGCUGCCAACUACCACAAAAAGCCUGUGGAUUUCUCAUGAAUAAAGAAUUGACAUACUUCGCCAAAGCUCUAGAAAAUCCAGAACGUCCUUUCUUAGCUAUUUUAGGAGGUGCCAAGGUUAGCGACAAGAUCCAGUUGAUCAAUAAUAUGCUUGACAAAGUUAAUGAAUUAAUCAUCGGUGGUGGGAUGGCGUAUACAUUUCUUAAGCAAAUACACAAUAUGCAUAUAGGAAAUAGUUUAUUUGAUGCACCGGGUGCAGAAAUUGUUCAUAAAGUAAUGGAAACUGCAAAGGCUAAAAAUGUUGCAAUUCACUUACCUGUUGAUUUCGUAACUGCCGAUAAAUUUGCUGAUGAUGCGAACACCGAAAUAAGAACUAUACAAUCCGGAAUUGCCGAUGGUUGGAUGGGAUUAGAUAUUGGUCCAAAAACAAUUGAAGAAUUCAGUAAAGUGAUUAGUCGUGCCAAAACUAUUGUUUGGAACGGUCCGAUGGGUGUUUUUGAAAUGGACAAAUUUGCAACAGGAACAAAAGCAGCAAUGGAUGAAGUAGUCAAAGCUACUAAGAAUGGUGCUACAACUAUUAUUGGUAAGUUGUAUUUAUCCAAUUUUUUUAUCCUUGUUGAACUAAUACACUGCUCUUAAUGAGUUAUUUUCAUUUCCAUAGUAGUAAAGUAUAAACCAUAAUCACUAUUACAGGCAGUAUUACAAAGUUACGUUUUAAUAUUCAGUGAUUUUGAAAAACUUAUCUCUUUUCAUAUGGAGUCCUUAUUUUAAUUUGUUUCUAACCGUUUAAAGAUUCGUAUUGGUUUUCUCUCUACUACUUUUAGGUGGUGGUGACACCGCAACAUGCUGCGCCAAAUGGGACACAGAAGACAAAGUUAGUCAUGUCAGUACUGGUGGUGGUGCUAGUCUUGAACUUCUCGAAGGUAGGAAUGGCUUCAGUCCAAUUAUUUGCACUUACUAUCGGUAUGACGUAAUGAUUGACACACUUGUGUUGUAUUUGACAUUGAGUCCUCUGAUCUAGAGCCCACGCUACUAGGUAAUAUUUUUUCUGCGUAGCAGAUAGAGGGUCUUAAAUGAUUGACUUUCAACCAGUAGUUUGUAUGUUUAAACACCAUUCUGUUUUGGCAUCUGGGUAAUUUCACGUGCCUUAACACCAGGAGUAUUAUUAUUAUUGUAAAUACAAUAACCUGUAUAAGUCAGGCUUAUAAGUAGUCAGUUUUACGCACUGAAAAUAAUGGCUUCGACGUCGAUUAUGGCUUGUAUGUGUCAUUGGUACAAUUGAAAAGUCAUGUAUAAAUGACGCGAAGAACACUCAUGAUAACAAGUUGACAUCAGUAAUGUUAAAUCCUGGGAGAUUCAACAUGCAAUGUGCCACAUGGUUAUUAUAAUCAUAGUAUUAAUAGAUUUAAUACUGCAUAUCCUGAAUAUAAGUUUAUUGGAAACAAAUAUUCAUUUUUCUACCAUUCACUUAGUUAAAUGUGUUUGUUUUCGCCAAAGCGACUGUAAUUUCAUACAACAUAACCAACUUCAAACAGUCGUUGUAAACCGAAAUGCAUUAAGUAGCCGUUUCGUCUCAGUAUGAUACUUCUCAACAAUGAUUAUCUACGAUUCCACCAGGGAUCGAGCUUACUCCAUUCAGUUCUUACCGUAUAUGUUAAGCGUCUUUUCUUCUGUAUUAUAAAUAUGUUCUUGUUUUUCUGUUGCAGGUAAACAAUUACCCGGAGUUGUUGCACUUACGGAUGCUCAUUAAUGUGUUUGGUCAUAAUAUAUAUCCCUUAACUUCAUAAUUAAUUAUAAUUAGUGUUCUUAACUUUGAAUUGUCACAAUUUUUCUCAGUUAUAUGGUUUCUUUUUGCUGUUAUAUAUCUGUUCUUGAUUUGACAGAUAUAUUUUCUCUUUAAUUUCUGUACGUGUAGAUGUAUUUCUGCCAUAUGCGCAUUUGCUGCCAAUAGAAAUUUCCUGUAAUAGUUUUUUUUUCAUAUAUGUGCGUAACUUUUGCCCAUCUUCAAGUGGUAUAUUGAAAAGGUGCUGUUGGUAUUUCAUUGUAACAUCAUCCAAGAAUAUGCUUAGUAUCAAUAACGCUAUUGCGUUAUCUGCCGGAUUCAUCGCGAUUAUCAAAUCUCCGAUUAAAUGUUUGGAAAAAGAAUAUAGGAAAAAGCGAAGUAGAUUUUCUGAAAUGUCCAAGACAUUGAUUUCUUCAUUGAAGUUAAGUGUGUCUUAUGUUAUAUGAAUGUAAGCAUGAUAUCGUGAAAUGUCGUUAUACGGAGAUUCUGAUGCAAGUCAACGAAAUUCUGUAAAUGGCUGAUCAUCCUGCUUCUUUCAACGUGUUUCCGUAUGACUAAACUAAAACUAGUAACUGUUAGUCUCAACUGUUGAUGGAGUAUUAAAUUGUCUAACCAGAAUCCCUAUGAUUGUCAAAAUUAAUGGUUAAAUAUUUCAAGUAAAAUAUCUGAUAGUGUUGUCGCCAAAUGAAACUAAUUGUUUUGAUAACCCCGUGCAGUUUUCUCAAAUUGGGAUCAUAAAACAAAUGUUAACGCUAAUAAUUUGUUGAUAUCAAUCUUCUAUCUGUCUUUUCACAAUUACUGACUACGCUAUUUUUGAUCUUCAAGUUUAUGAUAUGGCUUUUGUAUAGAGCGUUCAAUGCAAAAGGGAGAGCACUGAAGAUUAUUCCAUUUAGUGCCAAGCGAUUGUUUAAGCUUACUGGUGAUGAUGUUAUGGAUGAUAGAACGUUUUAGGUGUCAUCUUGACUUUCAAGUAACAUGAAAUAAUUACUCCUUGUCUAAUGGGUAACUGCUUUGAAAAUGAAGAAUAUUUGAGUGAACAAUUGUUCUUAAUAGCUUCAUCAUCAGUCUUUACAGUUAUAAGACCAUAGUUACUGUGAUAUUUUACAAAGCCCAAAUGAGGCAUAUAUGGAUAAAUUUGAAAAUGCUAUAUGUUAAAAAUGGCGAAUGUGUUUGCAUCUGUUACGACAUAUAU
Messenger RNA from Schistosoma rodhaini, 3596 nucleotides. NCBI's taxonomy places the organism in Eukaryota, Metazoa, Platyhelminthes, Trematoda, Strigeidida, Schistosomatidae. The record is from the annotation of a GenBank genome assembly.